UGUGCAAUAUGCAUGGAUGAUUAUAAGAAACGAGAAAAGAUUCGGGAAUUACCUUGUUCUCAUGGUUUUCAUGCACGUUGUGUUGAUAAAUGGCUGCGGCAACACAAUUCGUGUCCAAUUUGUCGAGAAAAUAUCAAUCCUACUGUGUAG
Molecule: messenger RNA, 150 nt
Organism: Trichoplax adhaerens
Lineage: Eukaryota; Metazoa; Placozoa; Uniplacotomia; Trichoplacea; Trichoplacidae
Exons: 2
Source: RefSeq, a predicted model, not a curated record